AUGCGAGCAGGACGACGCACUGCAUACCUGUCACGCGCAAGCUUUAGCUCGAGUGCCUGGUGUUACAGGCAGGCCAAGCCCGGCAAAGUUCCACUUCAGUCAGCUCUAUUGGUGUCACGACCGCCGGUUCUUCUCCGUGAGCCCAGCACCUUUGAACGCGAGUAUUUCCGUUUCAAUACCGAACUCUCACACAGGAUUCAACAGCCAUUUGCUCGCGAGCACUAUUUCAAAAAAGGGUCAUCCGCCGAGGCGCGUUUCGAUGAAUAUUACGCGCAGCUGCAAAAGACGUGGGACGGCGAUGCACUGAUCAGAUCGCAUUCGGAAGCUGAUGCAGCAGCUGCGACUGCCUCUGCGAACGCUAAUGCCGACGUGAAUAAGAGCGCGAAUGCGCCGGCAGCGGGUGGUGAAUCGGACCUCUUUACCACGAUGCCUCGCACAACCGCCGCUGAUGCACAGAAUGACCAACGGAGCUUGGAGCGCGCUUUGGAUCGGACACUGUACCUGGUCGUUCAGCGUGCGACAGGCCAGGAUCAUCUACCCCAGUGGCAUCUUCCGACCAAACGCCUGCCACAGCCUCGCACACCCACUGACUCACUCCAUGAGUCUGGCUUGGAUGCUGUGCGCGAGCUGCUUGGAGCUACCAUGGACAUUUGGCUCGUAAGCAGACUCCCCAUCGCUAUGAUUCCCCAUGCAGCUGGUGCAAAGGUUCGUAUAUGGGCGUGCACAGCACCUUGUUCCUAUCAACUGUGA
This is a messenger RNA of Malassezia globosa CBS 7966, 750 nucleotides long. RefSeq lists its product as uncharacterized. The coding region runs from base 1 to 750 and encodes 249 amino acids. NCBI's taxonomy places the organism in Eukaryota, Fungi, Basidiomycota, Malasseziomycetes, Malasseziales, Malasseziaceae. Gene Ontology annotation, cellular component: mitochondrial large ribosomal subunit. Gene Ontology annotation, molecular function: structural constituent of ribosome. The record is from RefSeq and is a predicted model, not a curated record. The transcript has a single exon.